This is a messenger RNA of Tetrahymena thermophila SB210, 1266 nucleotides long. Its product is annotated as transmembrane protein, putative. The transcript has a single exon. The record is from RefSeq and is a predicted model, not a curated record. NCBI's taxonomy places the organism in Eukaryota, Ciliophora, Oligohymenophorea, Hymenostomatida, Tetrahymenidae.
AUGAAUCAAUUAUAAAAUAAGCUCAUUAUGCUCAUUUUAAUUUUGUUUGUUUAAACAACAUUUGGUGAAUAAAUACUUUUGUUGUAAACUGCUCUUUUUGAUUUUAAACUAACUGUAUAAAUUGGAAGUCCCCCAGUAGAUUAAUACUUAGAUCUUAAAAUUGGAGAUGAUUAGUAAAGUUUUCUUGAUCAGUUUAUUUUUGAUAGCUCUAUUGAAAUUAGCGAUGUCUCAUUUUACUUAGAAUAUUUGAAAAGACUAAAACUUUAUGACAUGAAAAAAAGCUCUUCUGCUGAUAUUAGUCCUUAAGUAAUAAAAUAACCUUCAUCAAAUACAAUAUCAGAUAAAUAUGUUGAAGGAAAUAUUGUCACUGAUGUACUUUAGGUUGGUAAUACUAAAUUCAAGUAUACAUUCCUGAGUGUCAGUAAAUAAUAAUACUUAUAAAACACAUAUUCAAAUGGAGAAACUAGAUUAAAUAGAUUUUAAGACAAUAUAUUUGAUUUAAUGUUUUCAUAGAAUGUAAUUAAAACAAGAGAUUAUUUAAUUUCACUGGAAUUAUAAUCUAUAGCCAAUGAUAAUAAAUAACUUAAGAAGAUGAGUAUUAGAUAUGACUUAGAUUAAAAGUCUGAUAAUUAUAAAUAUCCGUCUAAUAUUAUGAUUAAAGGUAAUAUUUUUGCUAUUAAAGCAUAUGGAGUCUAUUUGAAUGGUGAAGAUGUAACAGAUAAAUUGAAGUUUCAUACAAUUAACUUUGAUAAUUUACAUGAAUACAUUACAAUCCCCUCUGAUCUAUAUGAAAUGAUCACUAGAGAUAGUGUAGUAAAUAAUAUCUUAAACAGAAUGAGAAUUGAUGAUUGCAAGGAUUGCAAGUGUUCAGAAAUAAAUUCAUUACCAAAAAUAAAAGUAGUUACAUAAGAGUAUAUCUUCGAAAUAACUCCAGAAAUGUAUACUUUUUAAAAUUAUAAUUUAAUUGGAUACUCAAAUAAGUAUCCUUGUGAUGUAUAGCUAUAAAGCUCUUCAGAAUUUUAAUUUACGCAGUAACUUUUAUCAAAUUUAAAAGUUCCGAUUAUGUAUUAGAAAGAAAUAAAUAGCUUAAAAUUAAUUGGUGCUCAAACAACUACUCAUGUGAAUAUAAAUGCAAUAAUGAUUGUAUUACCUUUGUUAAAUGGUACAAGUCUUGCCAUUUUAUUUUUAUUUGCCAUUUAAUUCCUAAAAAAGUACAGUUCAAUAAAAUAUGAGUUUUAUUACGAACUAAAACACAAAACUAUGUGA